Molecule: messenger RNA, 1353 nt
Organism: Fusarium musae
Lineage: Eukaryota; Fungi; Ascomycota; Sordariomycetes; Hypocreales; Nectriaceae
Exons: 3
Coding region: 1-1353 (450 amino acids)
Molecular function (GO): oxidoreductase activity; FMN binding
Source: RefSeq, a predicted model, not a curated record
AUGGCACCAAGACGAUUCUCGACUGAACCUGCAGACGCAAGCCCUUUGGGCCAGCCUCUGAAAUUCGAGUUCAGCGGUAAAACCGCCAAGAACCGAUUUAUGAAGGCGGCAAUGACAGAACGACUCUCAACAUGGGAUCCUAAAGCCCUUGAGAAGCGAGGCGUUCCUACACCAGAACUUAUCAACGUCUACCGACGAUGGGGCGAGGGAGAUUUCGGUGUUAUCCUGACUGGAAAUGUCAUGAUUGAGUAUGACCAGCUCGAGGCUGCUGGAAACCCCAUCGUGCCACGAGAUGCACCCGCGUCUGGUGAGCGGUUUGAAGCAUUUAAGGAACUUGCAGCUGUUAGCAAGAAGCAUGGAAGCUUGAUUAUUGCGCAGGUCAGCCAUCCUGGACGCCAGGUCGCUGAUAACAUUCAAAAGAGCCCUAUUUCUCCUAGUGAUGUGCAACUUGAGGGUGAGGUGAUGGGCAUGCACUUUGCCAAGCCAAAGCCCAUGGAUGAGCAAGACUUCAAGAAUGUUAUUGAGGGUUUUGCUCAUGCUGCCGAGUUCCUUCACAAGGCUGGUUAUGACGGUAUUCAAUUGCAUGGUGCACAUGGUUAUCUUUUGGCCCAAUUCCUUUCACCCACAACAAACAAGAGAACAGACAAGUACGGCGGUUCAAUCGAGAACCGAUCUCGCAUCAUCUUCGAGAUCGCUGAUGCCAUCCGUGCGCGUGUUCCCUACAAGUCAUUUAGCCUGUCCAUCAAGGUCAACAGCGUUGAGUUCCAAGAAGGCGGUUUCUCCACCGAUGACUGUAAGGUCCUUUGCAAGCAACUCGAACAGCAUGGCUUCGAUUUCGUCGAGCUUUCUGGUGGAACUUACCAGAGCCUUGCCUUCUCCCACCGACGAGAGAGUUCGAAGAAGCGAGAGGCUUUCUUCCUCGAAUUUGCAGAGAAGAUUAUCCCUGAGCUUACCAAGACCAAGGCUUACGUCACUGGUGGCUUAAGAACAGUCAAGGCGAUGAAUGAGGCUCUCAAGACGGUUCAUGGUAUUGGUUUGGCACGACCCGUUACUAAUGAGUUUGACUUGCCUGCCAAGAUUCUCAAGGGCGAGGCUACCAGCGCAAUCGACACUUUGCUUGACGAGCAGAACUUUGGUAUCACCAAUGUUGCUGCUGGCACACAAAUUCGACUAGUCGGUAAGGACAAGCACCCUCUUGACUUGAGCCGAGAGGAUCACAAGAGAAUCUUUGAAGAAUCUAUGCAGAAGUGGGGUGAGGGUAUGGCGCAUAAUGAUGAUCAGUCUAAGUACGGAUAUGUUGAUAUUGACGGAGCCAAGUUGGAGCCAUUUGGCCAAGCUUAUGCCGCAGCGUAA